AUGUCUGCUGCAGGAGCCCCGAGAGCCACUGAUGGAGCUGGGGGUCACACAGAUGGGGCUGGGGUCUCACUGAUGGGGUUGGGGGUCACACUGAUGGAGCUGGGUCACACUGAUGGAGCCGGGUCAGACAACAGCGCAUUUGGUCAGAAGGAUUUGGUUUUGAAAUGGUCUUGGCUCUUCAUGUUUCUGUCCUCCUCUAACCUCCCCAUAUCAGCAGAGCCCGCCUGUCACCAGCCUACAGGACACACAGCCUGUGACGACUGCAGACAUUCUGACCAGAGGGACUCAGAGGGACUCAGAGUGACAUCAGUGACAGACAGACGGGCCUGGCUAAGCUCCUGGGUGGCACCGUGGGGCACCUCGGACAGGACCAGGGGGCAAUAG
This is a messenger RNA of Knipowitschia caucasica, 384 nucleotides long. Lineage: Eukaryota; Metazoa; Chordata; Actinopteri; Gobiiformes; Gobiidae. The record is from the annotation of a GenBank genome assembly.